AUGGAGAAAUAUAGUGAUUGGAUGGAUAAGGGUACGGGUAUCAAACCAUUUAUACCAAGCUCCUCUCAAAAAACUGGUAUUUUACCACUGUUACGAUUAUUCCUUUCUGCUAUUCUCAUACAUCCCCUGCUGCUAAUAUGGAUUAUAUUUUAUAUGUUUGGGUCGCGUCUGAGAAUACUGGAGAAUUUGAUUCUGCGUAAUUUGGUAACUUUACAUUGCAAGGUUACUGUAGAGGGCGUUAAGGAACGCGAAGUCACCAGGGAACAUAGCCCCCAGGCUAACAAUGUGUAUUUUGUGAAUUACACGUGCCCAUUAGAUGGACUACUGCUAGCUUUUAUAUCGAAUGCACCUGUGUUAUUGAUUAUUCCUAGAGGAAAUAAGUUAUAUCGGUUUACAGCCUAUGAAUUGUUUAGAUUUACGUUAAGUGGCAGUUUAGACAUCCCACCAACACAACCAUUGAUUGAAGAAUAUCAACAGCUUAUGAAGUCUGGCAAAGCAAUUUUUGUUUUUGCAGAAGGAACUACCUCCACUGGACAGAGCGUGCUGCCAUUCCAGAUCACAGAGCAGGCAUUUUCAGCUUUAACUCGGGACUCCAGUAAGAUAUAUACAAUUCAUUUAAAGUCUAAGGUUGCACAAACUACUCCAGUAGCAGUUAGAUUUUGGGGUUAUAUUGCGUAUAUUGCUAAAGCUGGAGUUCAUUAUAAGUGUACAAUUGGUGCGCCUCUAGACAAUCCAACUUUAGACGCUAUACGCAUAAAGCUAGCUGGAGGCGAUAAGUAUAUGCUGGUGAGAAAGAACCUAGACUUAGAGGCAAAGAGAAAAUUCGUGCGCGCAUGGAACGCUAAUAAUAAGUUAUGA
Messenger RNA from Eremothecium sinecaudum, 858 nucleotides. It is a transcript of the gene LOA1, whose product is annotated as lysophosphatidic acid acyltransferase LOA1. NCBI's taxonomy places the organism in Eukaryota, Fungi, Ascomycota, Saccharomycetes, Saccharomycetales, Saccharomycetaceae. The record is from RefSeq and is a predicted model, not a curated record. The transcript has a single exon. The coding region runs from base 1 to 858 and encodes 285 amino acids.